AUGAGUGUGACCAAUGACGAACAUCUUAAACGCAUUACUCGUUGGUAUUACAAGGACAUGUGGGGUGGCGAAUAUGAACCAUCCACAGAAAAUUUUGCUUCACUUGGAAAACUUUUAAUGCAUGUAGCUGGUGCUGACGGUGAACUUGUUGAUGCUGAGCGCGAUUGGAUAAUAGGCUAUUAUUCAGCAAUGGGCGCGCCACCUCAUAUUAUUGAAAGUCUAAAAAAUUACGAUCCUAGUUCUGAAGACAUAACAGCUGUACUCAAACAAGCAGCACAAAAAUCAAAAUCGAAAGCAUCAAUAGAAAAAAAUACUCGGCGUCUUCUCAUUUUCGAUGGAUUUCGAGCAGCAUCAGCCGAUAAAGAACUGCAUCGAAAAGAAAAACAAGCUAUUUAUGCUUUAGCCCAGAAGAUAGGGGUCGAUUAUGAUAGUGUAAAAGCAAUUGAAAAAUUAUUUAAAGCCAAUUUAAAAUGGAGACAAAAAGGAGCAUCUGUAUUAACACCCGAUGGAAUUAUACCAGAUUUUCGACGAUAA
Molecule: messenger RNA, 534 nt
Organism: Didymodactylos carnosus
Lineage: Eukaryota; Metazoa; Rotifera; Eurotatoria; Philodinida; Philodinidae
Source: the annotation of a GenBank genome assembly